Molecule: messenger RNA, 514 nt
Organism: Lactuca virosa
Lineage: Eukaryota; Viridiplantae; Streptophyta; Magnoliopsida; Asterales; Asteraceae
Source: the annotation of a GenBank genome assembly
AACGAUGAAGUGGCGACGACGAUUAAGAACCGGUAAAGAAUUAGGGCUUUUUUUUGAGAAGAUGAACAGCUUAUGGAGUACAAAAGUUUCGACAUGUAGAAUUGAUUUCGUGGUGAUGGAAGGCGUUUUAGAGAUGGCAGUUUGCAGAGAUGCAGAAGAAUUAUCGAUUGAAAGCUUUGAAAACGCCGAUGAAGAAAAUAAUUUUAGGGGAUCGAUAUUUAUAUGUAUAAUGACAAGUGCAGGUAAAUUUGGAGUAUUGAAAUUGGUUUGCUGAUUAGUAGGAACUGAUAAUUUCGAGAUUUGAGGCAAGGAGUGGGCGGGAAAAGAAGGCAUGUCAUAGCUGUGGUAGUGACACGUGGAAUGAAGGAGGUUUAAGAGGGGGACAUGUGGGAGAGGUUUUUAUUAAGAUGAAGAUCUAAUCUUUUUAUUUUAAAAUUAUUAUAACAAUCUUAUAUAUUAUCAUUCAUACAAAACAAGAUAUACUUAUUUUUUAUGAUUAUUUCCUUUACUUAUU